CUGAAAUAAAUUCAGAGAGCUACAGGAGGACGAAGAACAAGUCGAGAACAAACAAAGCCCCAACAAGCUUCUCCGAUCAAAGCAAAUGGCUUGCAGAACAGCCUUGCGUUCCGCUAUGCUAAUAGAAGCGUGGCGUCCCGUUCAUCUCACUCGGAGCUCCGUUUCCGCCUCCUUCGGAACCCGAACUGGCUUCUCCUCUCCCCGCCUGACCCGACACUUCCGCUUCGCCAGACCACGUCACCUCAGUUCCUCCCACAACGAAAACCAACCCGCUCUCCCCGACGACGAACAGGGCCCACCUCAAGAAGCCAUUCUCAAAGCCAUUUCAGAGGUGUCUAGAACUGAAGGCAGAGUUGGGCAGACGACGAAUGUGGUGAUUGGAGGCACGGUGGCCGAUGAUUCCACCAAUGAAUGGCUCGACUUGGAUCAGAAGGUAAAUUCGUACCCAACUGUUAGAGGAUUCACAGCUAUAGGAACCGGAGGGGAUGAUUUUGUAGAAGCUAUGGUUGUUGCUGUGGAAUCCGUACUUCAACAACCUGUUCCUGAGGGUCGUGUGAAGCAGAAAUUAUCAUCAGGAGGCAAAUAUGUGUCUGUAAACAUUGGUCCUGUUCAAGUCAUUUCUAGUGAACAGGUCCAAGCCGUAUACAAUGCAAUGAGAAGAGAUGAUCGGAUGAAAUACUUUUUGUAGACUGAUGCAACUCCUCUUUGUGGGUAAUUUUGUACAGAGCACCAAUUUUCCAGCGCCUCUCUUGUCCCAUCCUAGUUUGCUUUGUUGCUUUGUGCUCUUUUGGAUUCUGGUUUGCGUGAGUUAGGCAUCUCUGUACCAGUGUGGUCUAAAUCCAAUCCAUCUGCUUGCUCAUCAUGUAUUUAAAUUGAAGUCUAAAUCAGAGGUAAUCUGUAUAAUUAACAUAGUCAUUUCUUUGAUAUUAGUUACUGAGUUCAAUAAAGGGCCAGAGGUGGGCUUGAUUGCCAAAUGCAUCAAUUUUUAA
This is a messenger RNA of Argentina anserina (silverweed cinquefoil), 989 nucleotides long. RefSeq lists its product as uncharacterized. The transcript has 5 exons. The coding region runs from base 86 to 688 and encodes 200 amino acids. The record is from RefSeq and is a predicted model, not a curated record. Lineage: Eukaryota; Viridiplantae; Streptophyta; Magnoliopsida; Rosales; Rosaceae.